AGUGACUGGGGGCCACGUGACUCUCAUGGGCUGGAAGAAAAACAGAGCCAGUCCGCUUUGGAGGCUCAUUGGAUUCAAAUAUUCAUUUUCGGAGCCGCUCCGCAGUCCCAGCCCCGGCAGCCAAGCGCCUCCGAGCCCCUGAGCUUUUCCACCCGUUUGUUCCAGAUUGGCUGGCAAGAAUCAUGGACUGUUUUUACAUGCCUUGUUUGCUGUCAAGACACCAUGAUUCCUGGUAACCGAAUGCUGAUGGUCAUUCUGUUAUGCCAAGUUCUGCUAGGAGGUACUAACCAUGCCAGUUUGAUACCCGAGACGGGGAGGAAGAAAGUUGCAGAACUCCAGGCGCAAGCAGGAUCUGGACGCCGCUCUGGGCAAAGCCAUGAACUCUUGCGGGGUUUCGAGGCGAGUUUGCUGCAGAUGUUCGGGCUCCGAAGGCGGCCCCAGCCCAGCAAAGCAGCCGUCGUCCCCGCGUACAUGCUGGACCUCUACCGGCUGCAGUCCGGGGAAGAGGAGGAAAGCCUGCAGGACAUCAGCCUGCGGUACCCCGAGAGAUCGACUAGCCGGGCCAACACCGUGAGGAGUUUCCACCAUGAAGAACAUCUGGAGACCCUCCCCGGGCCCAGCGACACCCCCCGCUUUCGCUUCCUCUUCAACCUCAGCAGCGUGCCGGAGAACGAGGUGAUCACCUCGGCCGAGCUGCGGCUGUACCGGGAGCAGCUGGAAGCGCAGAGCCCCGCGUGGGAACGGGGCUCGCACCGGAUCAACAUCUACGAAGUGAUGAAGCCGCUGCCGGCCCGCGGGCAGGUGAUCACGCGGCUGCUGGACACGCGGCUGGUGCAUCACAACGUGUCCCGGUGGGAGAGCUUCGACGUGAGCCCCGCCGUCCUCCGCUGGACCCAGGACAAGCAGCCCAACCACGGGCUGGCGGUGGAGGUGACCCCGCUGCAGCCGGCCCGGCCAGGGAGCCACGUCAGGAUUAGCCGAUCUUUACCUCAAGGAGACGGGGACUGGGCCCAGCUGAGGCCGCUGCUGGUCACUUUCAGCCACGACGGCAGGGGCCACGCACUGACCCGCCGGGCCCGCCGCAGCGCCAAGCACCCGCGGCCCCGCAAGAACAAAAAAAACUGCCGCCGCCAUGCGCUCUACGUGGAUUUCAGCGACGUGGGCUGGAACGACUGGAUCGUGGCCCCCCCGGGCUACCAGGCCUUUUACUGCCACGGGGACUGCCCCUUCCCCUUGGCCGACCACCUCAACUCCACCAACCACGCCAUCGUGCAAACCCUGGUGAACUCCGUGAACGCCAGCAUCCCCAAGGCCUGCUGCGUGCCCACGGAGCUCAGCGCCAUCUCCAUGCUGUACCUGGACGAGUACGACAAAGUGGUCCUGAAAAACUACCAGGAGAUGGUGGUGGAGGGGUGCGGGUGCCGUUAACCCCCCCCUUCCCCUCCCCAGGACUGCGUGUUCCCGCUGGACCCUGAUCUUAAACUAAACGUUCACCUUGACCUUAUUUAUGACUUUAUGUGCAAAUGGUUUGACAAUAAUGAUCCUAUAUUUUGACAAAAUAUAUUUAUAACGA
Messenger RNA from Caretta caretta (loggerhead turtle), 1573 nucleotides. It is a transcript of the gene BMP4, whose product is annotated as bone morphogenetic protein 4. Gene Ontology annotation, cellular component: extracellular region. Gene Ontology annotation, molecular function: cytokine activity; growth factor activity. NCBI's taxonomy places the organism in Eukaryota, Metazoa, Chordata, Testudines, Cheloniidae. The record is from RefSeq and is a predicted model, not a curated record.